AUGGCGGGGAUGAUUCACAUCCAAAAACGCUGGAAUGACGAGACUGAUUCCCCAGCGCUUAAAUGCAGCAAUAAUGGAAGGCAUCGGCCGGGCACAGCUACGCAUGGAAGACGAGGGCGAACCCUCUUCGUGCAACUCUUCCCGGGAAGUGAAUUGGCUUCUUCUCCUUUUUCAGAAGGACUGAGUGAGUGGUCCUCUCUUCAAGCUGUAACCACCACUUGUCCUCCAGAUCGAUUUCCAUCUCCUCGCUCAAAAGAACCUGGCAUCCGCAGGGAUGCGGCCUUGGUUAGCAGAGGAGCAUUGCAUGCUUGCUUGCGGUACCCUUGUCCCAUCCUUUCUUCUUCUUCGUCAUACAACGAAAAACACUUCGUCCUGUGCUCAGGCUUCUUCUUCGAGAACAGGAAGAGGAGAAAAUCAAGACCACCAAAAGUCACGACCACCAAGAUAGGCAUAGUGAUUCGAUCUUUUGAUAACCCAUUUUUAUCAAACUAUCAUUUUUGGGGGCUUACGCCUUACACACGGAAGAUUGGAUUGCCUGAAUCACGAGUCUUAUAUACUGUGUUACGAUCACCUCAUAUUGAUAAAAAGUCCAGAGAACAAUUUGAAAUGGAAAUCAAGAAACAAUUUCUGGUCAUAAAAACGGAAAGGCAUGAAUUGCGCAAGAAGUUCUUUCGGUUAAAACGCCAGCGUAUAUUUGGAGCUCAAUAUGAAAUCCGUCUUUAUUGCAAGACCCGUUCGGAUAAGGGCAAACUCCAGAGAUUGCUUCGAAGUAAGAUCCUUGCGUUGACCCUUUCCUCAACCAGAACCACAUUCUAUAUUGUCUCAUUAUUCUAUUUUUUAUGAAAAAGAAAAAUUUUCUUACGCGCAGUGUCUGACUGUUCCCUGCUCUUGUGGCUUUCUCAUUCUUGUACUAGACCAACUUCUCGAUAUGCCCGAGAAAAAAGGAAGGUGGGAAAUCGACCAUUUCCCCGGGUGUCUUAGAACCCUCUCUCUCUAGGGCACCUCCGCAUUGCCAUGCUGCUGGGACGUACAAGUGCUAUUUGUUACCUUUUUUUAAUGGUUGUAUGAAUUUUUUCUUUUUGGUAUUUCAAGUCUUUCUUUUAUUUGUCUUAUCCUUACUUAUUCUUAAAAAGUAAGUGAUUAGGGAAUCAGUAUAAGUAGUUCAUUACGGACAUCCCCCUCCCCUUCAAUGUCCGGGAUUCCUGUGCAUGCUCCCGAGGCAUGAGGGGCAAUCAAUAGGUCUGGGUCGUUCCCAAACCUCUAAGGGUGCAUUAGCCCCCCAAUCCAUUUACCGACAUAGCAAGGGUCGAGUGCUUGGAAGGGAGAUCUCAGAAAAACCACGCCCGGUAAGGUCGGUUCAACUCCGCAUAGAUGUAUCGUAUCGACUCCUCUACCCGACGUCAAUCUCUCGGGAAUAGGGUACAGGUUUUUUUGGUUUCAUCCCCUAUCACGUAAGGCCCAGCUCCAGGACUGGCCCGCAAAGGGAAGGGCUUUGAAUGCCGAUUCCCACAUACACCUCGAUUUUGAUGCAGCUGGUCGGUCGUUACUACAUAUAUAUAUCCGGGGCGUGAGUAAAUAUCGGAAAAGCGGCUGGUCGUCUAACUUCACCAGUAGUUUCCCGGUUCUCGUCCCCGUCCACUAUUCGAUCGAGCAUGCAUUUCAGCCUAUUCCCCGCAGCCCUAUUGCAGGAAAGGCUCGAUGACUAAUCGCUUCAUUCUUUAGCCAAGCCCCAGCAAUUCCGGGUCGACCUAAGGUUGAUACAUGGAUGAGAUCAGGACGACCAACUAUAUCGUUUUAGAAGUAGCGCUUGACUAGCCUGACUAGGGCUCAGACCUGACGCCUAUUCUUCAACUUCGAGGUGGCGCUCCGCCCUAUCUAUGCAAAGCUAGGCAACAAGCCUAUUGUUCUUUCAUUGCCUAGCUAACCAAUUCCGCUUUUCUGUCCCAUUGACAAUCGUCCACAGGUCCAGUUGCUCAAGCAAGAAUUCCAUCCUUGACUUCCAUUGUACAUGGAACCAUGAAACCUGCCCCCAACACUGAGUGUGGUCACUGACGUCAUUGGUACGACGGAUGUAGUCGCAGAGUAGACGGCUGACUUGCCUAAAAAAGAAAAAAUGGUUUUUUUUUUCACUUAUUUUUUGUUAGGGUUUUUGCGGUUUCACCCAUGGAAUUAAAGAAAACUGCUCUGCUAUCCAGUCAGAGGCCAUCAGCCAUCCCGGCGUACUUAUUUGUUUGACGAGGAGCAAUCCGGAGGGCUAGACGAGGACUAGGCAAUCAAGCUUUUCCAAACACUAUAGUCUCCUCAGUUUGGUAUUGCAAAGAUUCCAUCCUCGGUUUGACUUCAAUUUUUAGUAAAGAAGGAAGUACGUCGAUUCUGUUUGAAACAAAGACAGCAGACAGGCGUAGGAAGAGGAAAGAGCACACUAAUGGAACCGUCAAAAAAAUUCCCUAUGCCGAAUACCACAACCCAGAGAGACGAAGGGGGUCCCCGGGGAAGCGAGAUAUCCACCUCUGUCCCCAUCGUAGGGGCAGGCCCGCAAGGAAGACAAAUAAUGAGAUCGGUUAUUCUAUAUAAAUGGAAAGGAUUCUGUAAAGGGGAUCCGUAUUUUAGCAAGGAGUGAGUCCGGUCGAUCGGUAAUGAAGUGUGCACGAUGGCUAAUCAAGGAAUCUUCAAACUGUUCAGUGGGGUGUCCUCGGUUUUGGAGAACUACAUAUAUGCUUAAUAGUGCCCCUAUC
Messenger RNA from Ananas comosus (pineapple), 2735 nucleotides. RefSeq lists its product as uncharacterized. The transcript has 5 exons. Gene Ontology annotation, biological process: translation. The record is from RefSeq and is a predicted model, not a curated record. Gene Ontology annotation, cellular component: mitochondrion; ribosome; small ribosomal subunit. Bases 1 to 843 code for a protein of 280 amino acids. Lineage: Eukaryota; Viridiplantae; Streptophyta; Magnoliopsida; Poales; Bromeliaceae. Gene Ontology annotation, molecular function: structural constituent of ribosome.